Messenger RNA from Sinocyclocheilus grahami, 2302 nucleotides. RefSeq names its product actin filament-associated protein 1-like 1. NCBI's taxonomy places the organism in Eukaryota, Metazoa, Chordata, Actinopteri, Cypriniformes, Cyprinidae. Gene Ontology annotation, molecular function: SH3 domain binding. The transcript is spliced from 13 exons. The record is from RefSeq and is a predicted model, not a curated record. Gene Ontology annotation, cellular component: cytosol. Bases 1 to 1698 code for a protein of 565 amino acids.
AUGGAGCUCUUGGUGACAGAGUUGAAUGUGCUGUUGAAGCUGUUGGACCAUGAGACCCUGAGCUGCGCUACAGAAGAGAAGAAAACAGCCGUGAAGAACCUUCUUGGACAACUUCAGCCCUCUGGUAAAUAUCGAAAAUCAUUGUCUGAUAUCAUUGUUUGCCACAUUUUUUUGGACCAGAGCACAGCGGAUUCGCCUCCCCCCCUGCCCAACACACCACCUCCAGAGGAUUACUAUGAAGAAGCCGUUCCACUCAGCCCUGGAAAGAUGCCAGAAUAUAUCACCAGCCGCAGCAGCUCCAGUCCUCCUAAUUCCAUUGAAGAUGGAUAUUAUGAAGAUGCUGAGAACAAUUACCCAACAACUCAAGUGAACAGACAACGCAAAAACUCCUAUAAUGACUCGGAUGCCUUAAGCAGUUCUUAUGAGUCAUAUGAUGAGGAAGAGGAAGAGAAAGGCCAGCGUUUGACACACCAGUGGCCCUCAGAGGAGAACUCUAUGGCCCCGGUGAGAGACUGCCAUAUCUGUGCCUUCCUGCUGAGGAAAAAACGCUUCGGCCAGUGGGCCAAACAGCUCACAGUCAUCCGCGAGAACAGACUCCAGUGCUAUAAAAGCUCUAAAGACCAGUCGCCCUAUACUGACAUACCACUUAGUCUGUGCACCGUCAUCUACGUGCCCAAAGAUGGCCGGAGGAAGAAGCACGAGCUCCGAUUCUCUCUUCCCGGUGGAGAGGCGCUGGUGUUAGCCGUCCAGAGCAAGGAGCAGGCCGAGAAAUGGCUCCAAGUGGUGCGUGAUGUUACAGGUCAGGGGAAUGGGUUGGACAGCCCAUCUUCUCCCAUGAUUCCUAGGAAGAUUGAACUGGAUAAGUUGGUUAGGAAAAUAAUUCCACCUGUUACAUUGCUGUUGAAUCAGUGCUGGAAGGAACACUGGUGUCGUGUGCAGGCCGGAUCUCUGUACCUUUACCAUGAGAAAGGAGAACAGCGGGUCCCCCACACCACUGUGGCUCUGAAGGGAUGCGAGGUUGUCCCAGGCCUCGGGCCCAAGCACCCCUUCGCCCUGAGGAUACUGAAAGGAGGUGCAGAACUGGCAGCUUUAGAGGAAAAUGAGAGGUUGAUGGGAGGAGCACAAACAAAACGGCGUUCUUCUUUCUCCAGCAGUGACACAGGAAAGCCCAGUCCACAAAUCACUCUAAAACGCCACGGCUCCAACGCAAAUCAGUACGGGAGGUAUGGGAAAACGCGGGCACAGGAGGACGCACGCCAAUACUUGAAAGAAAAAGAAGACCUGGAAAAAGAAAUAGAUAGUAUCAGAAGUGCCCUAGUCUCACUGAGGAAAAAGAAACGAGAGGCCAAAGAGAAGAUGAAGGGUGCACCGGAUAAGCAGAAGUUGGCUUUAGAGGAGCGUGUAGCCCAGUUAGAGGACAGCUGUCGGGUGAAAGAGGGAGAGCGUGUGGACCUAGAGCUCAAGCUCACGCAGGUGAAGGAGAACGUGAAGAAAUCUUUGGCUGGUGGAGAACUGGGGGCACCUACAGAGUCUAAAACUACAAACAAGACUCAAAGGAUGGAGACUCAGUAUAUUGAGUCAUUUCUCCCAGUCAACUGCACCUCUGAAAUGCGUAAGCGGCCCCCCUCCAUCUAUGCAUCCGCGAAGGGAAACGUUAUGCAGAAAGCCAAGGAAUGGGAAUCUAAGAAGGGGACUUAAACUGCUGAUCAGGAAUGUCAAGGUUAACAUGAGGACUUUUCAACCACCUUUCUCUAACACAGACUGCUGUAUAUGCAUAUAUAUUGACUACGACGACUGCCACUUUUGUAACUUUAUAAUGGGGUUAGAAUGACAAAGCAGCCGCUCUAUUAUAAUACUUUGCAGUCAAAUGAUGAUGUCCUCUUCAAAUCUGGUGAAGUUCCAUGUUACAGGCACAAAAUAUUGAAGGAUUGAGAUGGUAUGAGGAAAUAAUAGUUUGUCCUUUGAACGUGCACAAAAGAGUUGUGGGUGGGAUGUAAAGAAAGAUGGGAAUGCAUGUGAGACAAUCCACUUUAAAAUAGUAUGUUGAGAGAGGCAUGAUUGGUGACAUUUGUACAAAGUGUUUUUUUACACUCCAUUGCUUGCACAGUACUUCUGGGGUAACUCCUGCUCUUAACCAAGUGGUGCUAAUAACGGUGUACAUACAAUGAUUGUAAAUAAUUUUAACAUUACUUUUUUAAUCUAGCCUCAAUGUAUUUUACUGAUACUUCGGUUUAUAACCUUUUGUUUUUUCACCUUUUAAUGUGAGUAACAUUUGCACUUUAAAAUGUCUUUAGACAUGGAG